Hyaena hyaena (striped hyena) is the source of this 1476-nucleotide messenger RNA. It is a transcript of the gene SBK2, whose product is annotated as SH3 domain binding kinase family member 2. Lineage: Eukaryota; Metazoa; Chordata; Mammalia; Carnivora; Hyaenidae. The transcript is spliced from 5 exons. The record is from RefSeq and is a predicted model, not a curated record. Gene Ontology annotation, molecular function: ATP binding; protein serine/threonine kinase activity. Gene Ontology annotation, biological process: peptidyl-serine phosphorylation; peptidyl-threonine phosphorylation. The coding region runs from base 1 to 1476 and encodes 491 amino acids.
AUGCCCGGCAAACAGUCAGAUGAGGAGCAGGUGGAGGCGGGGGCUGCGGAGAACUUGGCCGAGGAGGACCUAGGGGGCCUCACGGCAGAGGAGCUCCGCCAGGGCCAGGAGGCAGCCCUGGAGCUAGAGGACAUGAUGGCGCUAAGUGCCCAGACCCUGGUCCGAGCCGAGGUGGACGAGCUUUACCAGCAAGUGCGUCCCCUGGGCCAGGGCCGGUUCGGCCGGGUCCUGCUGGUCACCCAUCGCCAGAAAGGCACUACCCUGGCCCUGAAGGAACUGCCAAAGGCCUCCACGUCUCUCCGCGGCUUCCUGUACGAGUUCUGCGUCGGCCUCUCGCUGGGCACGCAUUCGGCCAUAGUAGCGGCCUACGGCAUUGGCAUCGAGUCCGCCAACUCCUACAGCUUCCUGACGGAGCCUGUCCUGUGCGGGGACCUCAUCACCUUCAUCCAGCCCAAGGUGGGCCUCCCGCAGCCGGCCGUGCAGCGCUGUGCGGCUCAGCUCGCCUCAGCCCUGGAGCACAUCCACUCCCGCGGCCUGGUGUACCGGGACAUCAAGCCCGAGAACGUGCUGGUGUGCGACCCUGCCUGCCGGCGGGUCAAGCUGACUGACUUCGGCCACACGCGGCCCCGCGGGACCCUGCUGCGCCUCACCGGGCCGCCCAUCCCUUACACGGCCCCCGAGCUCUGCUGCCCCCCGCCCCUCCCUGAGGGCCUGCCCAUCCAGCCUGCCCUGGACGCCUGGGCGCUGGGCGUCCUGCUCUUCUGCCUCCUCACCGGCUACUUCCCCUGGGACCAGCCGCUGGCCGAGGCCGACCCCUUCUACGACGACUUCCUCAUCUGGCAGGCGUCGGGCCGGCCCCAGGACCGCCCUCAGCCCUGGUCUGGCCUGACGCCUGUGGCCGACAGUCUCCUGUGGGGGCUGCUCGACCCCCACCCCCGGAAGAGGAGCCCCGUGGGCUCCAUCCGGGACUACCUGGGGCGUCCCUGGAGGCAGCGCGAGGGGGAGGCUGAGGAGGUGGCCGAGGGGGACGGACACUCCCCUGUUUGCAAACACUCUGUCUUCCUCUCCUCGCCCUCUUUGGCCACCAGCCCAGAGCAAGGCUACGACUCGGAGCCAGAUCGUGUGUCACUCUCUCCCAAGCCCUCGCCACCCCCUCCAGUGCCCCUGCUGUGGCCUCAAGACUCCUGCCUUCAUGGGGCUUCCUUCAUCAGUGCCCACGGUGGCAUCAUUUCCAUGGCCAUCGUCUCCAUCAUCAUCUUCAUCACCACGAUCAUCACCAUCACGCCCAUGACCACCUUCAUCAUCGUCAUCACCACCAUGACCAGCGCCAACAUUACCUCCAUCACCAUCGUCCUCGUCACCACUGUCACUAUCAUCAUCGUUGCCAUUAUUAAGUUUACCAUCACCAUCACCACUACAUACAGUCACUAUAACCAUCAUGACCAUCACCCGUCGUCACCAACAUCCUCACCAUAA